GAUCAGGUUCGCGUUUGCUUUAUUUUCUCUUCGACGACAUAGUUUUUUUUCCGACCACGGCCGGCAUCUAGACUUAUGUCUGUGCGGUGCCUUUCUCUCUCAUAUGGUAGGUCUAGAUCAUCCUUGAAGAUAUUUUGCAAUAUUCUUACAACAUACAGUCUGUUCCUGUUGUUUUUGAUUUCGUAUAUCCCAUAUUGUCCUGGUUCUGCUGGACGAAACGACAAAAAGUAGACGAGCGCCUCUUUCUCCGGUAUAUCAUGUGGCUCCACGGCACUCUCCAGGUACGGAUAUGCAUGGCAAAAGUAUUGCGCUCGUGCAAUUCAUUUAUCUGACAAAUCUUCUGCCCCCUUACCGAAAUCAGUACUGAAAAGAUGACUAAAGAACAAGUGCAACUUUACUACACUAGAACUAUCUAGUGCCAUACUUUUGCACUGCAUAGAGGAACCUGAAGUCGCUCCCCAUCUACGUAGAAAAAGAUCCUGUGCCUGUGCGCGAGUGGAUGACCAAGCGGAAGAUGAACCGCUUAAAAGCCGACCUGGAAUUUACGAGCUUUUCCGAUGACCGCUCGACGGAACCCCAGCAUGUCCCAUACGAGAUGGGAUAUUCCACUGCGCACCCACUGUUUGGGAAAAUGGGUGCAUUGCAAAGGCGCGACCCCUUGCGGUACGAUAUUUCAUCAUAAUUUGUUAGACGCGAAGAGGAUAGCGAUCGCAUCGAUAGAUAAUAAGUACUGUAGCUAGAUCGCGGUUUAUUUCCACAUCAGCAAUUUAAACUUUAACUUUCAAAAUUCACAGCCUCGCGGAGCGAUACGAGAUGGUGGAGCACGGCGAACGAGUAGUAGAAAUCCUGCGGUAUGUGUACCUUGGCCGCAUAGAUUACCUGUGGAUGGAGCCACAGGGAGCGGAAGCCAAGAAGACGCUGAUGGAGUAUGAACUGCAAAAGUAUCGUACUCGUAUAAAUGCAUUACAAAUUUUCUCAGCAUGAGAGAGAAAAUUUGUAAUGCAGAUUUCCCUUAAGAUAAAGACUUGUAUAUGCAAGCCUUGCAUUUAUACGAGUGCGAUACUUUUGCACAGGAUAUGGAGAACAUGCUUGCGAUGCUGUUCUGUGCCGCCAAGUUUGCGAUGGACGACCUCUUCUACGUUCUAAUCAAGGUAUAGAGAUUAUAUGGUCUAUAUCAAUCUUCUUCAUCUUCUUGAAGAACUCGUGGAGGCGGAAGACAAGAGCGCAGCAUACGCAUACAGAAUAUAGGUUUAGUUGAUAUUAUUGUCCUUAUUCGUUUCCUCGCGCUUGUUUUCAUUUUCAAAGAUCGCUGUACAUGUCGUGACAAGGAGGCUGCGAUCGUUCUAAUCUCUCGGCUAAAACAAGUGCCAGCUUUCAAGCGGCCGGAAGAGUUUUUGAAGUACGCCCAAGCUACCCAUCCUCUGACGGCUGUUCUUUAUCUCGUCAAAUAGUGAAACUGGUUUGAGCAGCAGCAGGGUGUUGAGUUUGCGUUCAAUAGUCAACAUACAUCUUCAUGGUUCUGGUUGUUUUUGACAGUACAACUGAAAAAAUUGCAGUGGUUUCCGCUGAAGUGCCAGGUGGUGUGCGGCGACGACAACUUUACGGAGUCCUUUUACAAGAUUGAGUACUACUUGCGAAACGCGGUGCAGGAGCCGUUGUUUCAGAAGGACAUGCUGCACGCCCUGCUGCAGAUGGGAAGCAGCCGCAACUACCUGAUGUUGAUCUCCUGGGACCAGCGCUGGAAUUCGCUCGAAUCGAGCUUCUUGUCCACCUUUCUGGACCAAGAUGACCUGGCCAUCGUGAACGAGGGAGAGUUGCUGCUCAUCAUCGAGCGCUGGAACGCCAACCGCGACAAGAGCACUCACGAUGUUUUGCAGGUACGGCUAAGUUGUUGUAGGAGUGGCAGGGACUGACAAGGUGGACAAGUCAGCUCAAAACCCAACGAACGUGCUUUUCUAUCAGAAAGCUUUUCUAUCAGAAAUGAUAGAAAAGCACGUUCGUUGGGUUUUGGGUGUAAGUAGUCGAUUCAUUUUUUUAUACUGUAGCGAUCAUCGCGAUUCCGACCCCCUUCGCCAUCUUUAUCGUGGCUCGCCAACUUCAAGUGUAUUCUGGCUGGCGAUUUAUUUCUUGAGGUUACUGCGCGAUGACGAUGUAUGGAUGUUGGUGUUCUUUAUCUAAAGAUAAAGUAAGGCCUUACAAGAUCAAGAACGGUCGCGCAAGACGUGAUGCUUUGUUCUCGUGUAUCAUCGGCAUGGUGGUCAGGCAGCAUCAACGGCCCGCCCAAACGGAGUUUGUAAAUUUGUAGCUACACUUCACGGCAAAGUAAAUCGAUACCCGGAAGCGAAUCGUGGACCACUUCCUUUCACUUCCAGGUGUGCCAAUGUUACCGGCAAACAAGUCAAAACAUUGAUGCGCUGGUGCAGUUUCUGUUGGCGACCAGCAUUGUGAAGGAAGAGACCGGCGUAAAGGUUGGCGACGCAACUUCCCGGGAACAACGCGCUCUGAAGCUCGUCUUCAAGGUGUUGAAGCCCAACAACAAACCUGUGCGACACUACAGAACCUCAAAGAAGGAGCAGAAGCAGCUGGACCAACGUAUGACGGCAAAGGAAGUGAAAAAAAAGCAGGAGGAGUUGAAAAAACAACAGGAGCAACAGCAGCAAGACGACGAAGAUCUCGGUACCAACAUGCGCACCGUCAUGAUUUUCGGAUUGAUUUUGAUGAGAGAAGAACAAUCUAUCAAUGCGAAGAAGUUGUUCAAGUAGUAGUGCACGAUUGUUUCCUGAUGUUUUUGUUGAGUUCUGUGUGUCUGAGCUGGACCAGGAGUUGUAACAUCAGAAGUGUCGCACGGUCAACGUAAACUUCUGUACUCGCAUAGUAGAAAAAAAAUGAAUGUAUAGAUACGAAGAAUAUUAAAUGUGGAAAAACCAAUGAAUAUCUUAUCAACUUCGGCUCUGCAGAUCAAUUCUUGCUAGUGCGGAAGGAGGACGAGGAGCACAGUUGGGUAAUGAAAAAGGCUCUAGCUUUUUCUUUGAAGCCGUUUGACUCCUUGUUGCAGAAACGCACUAUCCAGUGGCCGGGCAAUUACCGUAUGCGGAUUGCCUUCACACAGAAGCUGCAGCACUUGUGGGAGCGGCACCACGAGGUGUACAUCGGGAUCUUGUAUGGGCAGAAUAAGUUUUUCGGGUACCUGUGUGGCGUGUCUCCCUUCCUCGGUGUGUACGAGAUCCGGAACGUGUCCGGUGUCUGCCAGCGCCCGGAACAGGCGGCGUUUCUGACGGGUAGCGGCAACAAGCUCGAGCUGGACUUCGACGUUACCAUCGGUAUGCCGCUCGUCAACAAACUUCACACGACGCAGUGCCAAAUCUGUGCUGCGCAAAACACCGUGAUAGCGUGCGACGACGUGCAGUGGACUGCCGAGACGCUCGCGCAGGGCGUGCGGUUCCAGAUUAUCCCCAUUGGGCUCGAAAUCGGGGACGAAGUCGACUGCCGCAUUACCUGGGUGGCAAACGGUUCGACGUCUGCGAAGGGGGAGGAACUGUGACCGGUGGAAAGCAGUUUCUUCUCGAGGAGUGAUAGCAUCGCUAUUUUAAAAUUGAAAUCCACUUUUAGUUCUCUCUGAAAAUCACAUCCACUUUAAUCUGAGUAAAUGGACUCUGCAACCUCGUUGUGUUUGCAUUUGCAGUUGAUUUUCUCUAUCAACUUCCGUGUUUGCUAGGAUACUGAUACACCUGUAUGCACAACGGACAGGUUCAGGCCGCAACGCGUAGAUUUGAAUAUGAACAAUGGAAAACCUUGAGUUUCGUUUUUUGCGUUGUACUUAGAAUAUAAUUUUUAUGAAUAAAACUAUGUUGGCAGGAGCUGCAGGGCAGGACUCCGGGCUACAGCUGUUUCACUUGUAUCAAAGUAGAAGUACUAAAAAGAAGCUUUGACUUGUUGAAGACUUGUUUGAUUGGACAUUGUACAUAAUUGAUUCGCUCAUUUGCGAGCGGAAAGCCACUGUAUAAUAUAUGAAAAAUUGACCAGGACUGUAAAAAAUUGACCUAUUGACUCACCUGUAAAUUAGUUUUUCGUGACGAGACUGAGGAAGCUGGCAAGCGAGGGUCGCCACCACUGCAUCUCUGUAUCGUCGUUUUGGCACUAGAACCUUUACCUGCACAACUUUUUUGUUUCGAGUAUAUUUAUCGUGUAAAAUUGAAUCACUUCAGCUUCUUGCUGACGGUACGUAGCGCUCGAGGAGUGAUGCGACGAUGCACGACCGACCUCAGUUUUUUGUACGCAAAAA
Molecule: messenger RNA, 4282 nt
Organism: Amoebophrya sp. A120
Lineage: Eukaryota; Dinophyceae; Syndiniales; Amoebophryaceae
Source: the annotation of a GenBank genome assembly